AUGGAGAAGCCGACGCCUGUUAAGAACGAUGUGCAGGGGACCGUUUCCCAGUCCCCAUCGACGUCUUCCGCAGUAGAGGUUUCUUCCGCCAAACCAGAAGAGAACCGGCCCUGGUGGUCCUCCAUCAAAGAGCCCGGAUCCGCACCCCAGAUCGUCGUGGCGGCCUUGCUCGCCAUCGCUCUCGGUGUCACGAUCAGCGAGACCGUCGAUGAUAUCCCAACUUCAGCUCGUGUGCUUGUCGGGAUCCCUGGUACUCUUUGGCUUCGUGCUCUUCGAGCCGUUGUCCUGCCAUUGAUUGUCACCUCUGUUGUGCUUGCGAUUCAGCAGCUCAAGGAAAUGUCCAAAAGCGGUGCUGCGAUCGCCCGCUGGACCAUCGGAUACUUCCUCUGUACAACAUUCAUCGCUAUCAUCCAGAGCGCUCUCCUCACCGGCCUGGUGUGGCGAAGACUCUUCGACGAAGCCAGCGCAGACUCACUGUCGGAAGAUUCGCUCGGAGACAGGGGCACUGAACUCGCCGAGACUGGCGACAGUACCCCGGUGCACGAAGUCAUCCUUUCGUUGUUUGAAUCGUUUAUCCCCCAGAACGUCUUCUACGCUCUCACGAACGACGACCUGCUCGCCGUGCUCAUAGCCGCCAUGGUUUGCGGCUAUCUGCUGAAACCGGGCUCCGGUAUCGUUCGCGCAGUGCGAGAGAUCGAAGCAAUUGUCAUCACGAUUGUCACGUUCCUCAUCAAACUCGCUCCCAUUGGUGUCUUCUUCUUGAUCUUGCCCAACCUCUUCCGACUCAACAUCGCCGAGAUCGGGUACAACCUGGGCAUCCUGGUAGGAGGGGCACUCUCCAUGAUGGCCAUCCAUCUGUUCGUCGCCCUCUCGGCGAUAUUCUACUUUGUCACCAAGACCAAUCCGUGGGUGUACUGGAUGAAGAAUUCCAAGUCGUGGAUCACUGCCUGGGGAACGGCGUCUUCGGCUGCGACUCUUCCCGUGACGCUCCAGUGCUGUCUGGACCGAGGAUUGCCCAAGAUGACCACCCAGUUCGUGGUGCCUCUCGGGACCAUGAUCAACAUGGAUGGGACGGCGAUCUACUUUCCCAUCGUCGUGGUAUUUCUGGCGGCUACCCAGGGCCACACGUUGCAGGUUGUGGACUACAUCGUCAUAUGCCUCCUUUCCACCGUGGCGACGAUUGGAGCGGCGCCCAUCCCAAGCUCGUCGCUGGUGUUGACGGUCAUGAUUGCCAACAGCAUCGACGUCCCGAUCACCGGCAUGUACGCCGUCGUCGUGGCCUUUGAUUGGUUUCUGGAUCGUUUCCGCACCGUGGUCAACGUGAGCGGGGACUUCUUUGGCGCGGCAGUCGUCACCCAGCUCGCGGGCAUCACGGACGAUCCCGAGCCGGAAUUUGUUGAAGGCCGUGAGGUUCUGAGGCGGGAUCCUAGCAUCGUGUGA
Molecule: messenger RNA, 1440 nt
Organism: Drepanopeziza brunnea f. sp. 'multigermtubi' MB_m1
Lineage: Eukaryota; Fungi; Ascomycota; Leotiomycetes; Helotiales; Drepanopezizaceae
Biological process (GO): L-glutamate transmembrane transport
Cellular component (GO): plasma membrane
Molecular function (GO): L-glutamate transmembrane transporter activity; glutamate:sodium symporter activity; neutral L-amino acid transmembrane transporter activity
Source: RefSeq, a predicted model, not a curated record